AAAAAAGAUUUUAAAAAAGUGGUAGACAAACAAGGCUUACCAUUAAAUUGAACGAGCGAAAAACCGUAAAAUACCUUUAUACCAGUCUCCGAACUCUCCCCAUCCGGCUUUUCUAGCCAAUUCCAUCGCUGUUAACACUGCACCACCGGCAGUUCCUUCUGGAGUCUUCUCCAUUGACGAGAUAUGAGUGGGCACGAUUCCAAGUACUUCUCCACCACCAAAAAGGGUGAAAUCCCCGAGCUCAAAGAAGAACUUCAUGCCCAAUACAAGGAUAAGAGAAAAGAUGCUGUUAAGAAGGUAAUUGCUGCCAUGACAGUUGGGAAGGAUGUGUCCUCACUCUUCACGGAUGUUGUCAAUUGCAUGCAAACGGAAGAUUUGGAGCUGAAAAAGCUUGUGUAUUUAUAUCUCAUCAAUUAUGCUAAAAGCCAGCCUGAUCUUGCUAUACUUGCAGUGAACACGUUUGUGAAGGAUUCACAGGACCCAAAUCCUUUGAUUCGUGCUUUGGCUGUAAGGACCAUGGGCUGCAUUCGUGUUGAUAAAAUUACAGAAUAUUUAUGUGAUCCAUUGCAGCGGUGUCUCAAGGAUGAUGACCCAUAUGUUCGCAAGACGGCUGCUAUAUGUGUCUCUAAACUCUAUGACAUAAAUGCAGAGCUAGUUGAAGAUAGAGGUUUUCUGGAAGCUCUCAAGGAUUUGAUAUCUGAUAACAAUCCAAUGGUUGUCGCGAACGCUGCUGCAGCGCUUGCCGAGAUUCAAGAGAACAGUAGCAGACCUAUUUUUGAGAUUACUAGCCACACACUUACGAAGCUUCUUACCGCUUUAAAUGAAUGCACUGAGUGGGGUCAAGUGUUUAUAUUGGAUGCCCUUACCAAGUAUAAAGCAGCUGAUGCCCGUGAAGCUGAAAAUAUAGUUGAGCGAGUCACUCCGCGACUGCAGCAUGCAAAUUCUGCAGUUGUUCUUUCAGCUGUCAAGUUGAUCCUUCUACAAAUGGAGCUAAUCACCAACACCGAUGUAGUUCGGAAUCUAUGCAAGAAAAUGGCCCCUCCGCUUGUGACAUUGCUUUCUGCAGAACCUGAGAUUCAGUAUGUUGCAUUGCGAAAUAUAAACCUUAUUGUACAAAAACGGCCUAGUAUCCUUGCCCAUGAAGUUAAGGUGUUUUUCUGCAAGUACAAUGAUCCAAUUUAUGUGAAGAUGGAAAAGUUAGAAAUCAUGAUAAAGCUUGCUUCAGACCGAAAUAUAGACCAAGUCCUAUUGGAGUUCAAAGAGUAUGCUACUGAAGUAGAUGUAGAUUUUGUCAGAAAAUCUGUUCGGGCCAUUGGACGCUGUGCCAUCAAGUUAGAGCGGGCAGCCGAACGGUGUAUUAGUGUCUUGCUUGAAUUGAUCAAGAUCAAAGUAAACUAUGUUGUUCAGGAAGCUAUUAUAGUGAUUAAAGAUAUAUUUAGGAGAUAUCCCAACACCUAUGAGUCCAUAAUUGCUACGCUUUGUGAGAGCUUAGACACCUUAGAUGAGCCAGAGGCAAAGGCAUCAAUGAUCUGGAUCAUUGGUGAAUAUGCUGAAAGAAUUGACAAUGCUGAUGAGCUCCUGGAAAGCUUUUUGGAGACUUUUUCUGAGGAACCUCCAGAAGUCCAAUUGCAGCUGCUGACAGCGACAGUCAAACUUUUCCUUAAGAAGCCAACUGAUGGCCCACAGCAGAUGAUUCAGGUUGUUUUGAACAAUGCAACUUUGGAGUCUGACAACCCAGAUUUACGAGACCGUGCAUACAUAUAUUGGCGUCUCCUCUCAACUGAUCCCGAGGCAGCAAAGGAUGUUGUUUUAGCUGAAAAGCCUCUUAUUGGUGACGAUUCUAAUCAACUUGAUCCUUCUCUCUUGGAUGAACUUCUUGCCAAUGUUGCUACAUUGUCCUCUGUCUUUCACAAACCUGCUGGUGCAUUCGUAACACGAGUAAAGACAGUGCAGAGAGCCGAAGAAGAUGAUUAUACUGAUGGAACUGAAGGAGGGGAUUCUGAAACACCUGCCCAUGCAUCUGAUACUGGUGCAUCACCACCAUCUAUCAGAAGGCAACCAGCUGCUGCACCUGCAGCUCCUCCAUCCAUGCCAGAUUUACUUGACCUGAUGGGCUUGGAUAAUGACAGCAUUGCUAUUGUAUCUGUUGAUCAGCCUGAAGCCCCUUCUGGACCACCUUUGCCAGUUCUAGUACCAGCAUCUUCUGGUCAAGGUUUACAGAUCAGUGCACAGCUGAUCCGAAAAGAUGGCCAGAUAUUUUACAGCAUGUUGUUUGAAAACAACUCUCAGAUUCCCCUUGACGGGUUUAUGAUUCAGUUUAACAAGAACACAUUUGGUCUCGCUGCAGGUGGACCACUGCAGGUUUCCACAUUGCAACCUGGGGCAUCUUUCAGCACUCUUCUGCCCAUGGUUUUGUUCAAGAAUGUUUCUCCUGGUCCGCCGAGCCAACUUCUGCAAGUUGCUGUGAAAAACAGUCAGCAACCUGUUUUGUACUUCAAGGAUAAAAUGUCAUUGCUGGUAUUCUUUACUGAGGAUGGAAGGAUGGAGCGUUCGACUUUUCUUGAGAUGUGGAAAUCACUACCGGAUACAAACGAGGUUUCUAAAGACUUCCCAUCAAUUGGGGUAAUUAGCAUUGAAGCAACCUUAGAUCGGUUGGCAGCAUCGAAUAUGUUCUUUGUAGCCAAACGCAAGAACGCAAAUCAAAAUGUGCUGUAUGUGUCGGCCAAGAUUCCUCAAGGAACCCCCUUCUUAAUCGAGCUUACAGCAGUUAUCGGUACGCCUGGUCUCAAGUGUGCAAUCAAAACUCCAAGCCCGGAAAUGGCCCCUCUUUUCUUUGAAGCCAUUGAGACUCUCCUCAAGAGUUGAGUAUGCUUUUUCUCCACUUUUAUGUUACUUUCUUAGUAUGUCCUUAUUUUGUCUGUUGAGAUGAGAUUUUUUAAAUAAUUGUAAUUUUUUUGAUAUGCCCGAGCUUUAAGGUUUUUUUACGGCAUGUUGCAUAGUACUCGAUUUUAUAUUAAAGAACAUAAAACAAAGUUAAAAUUUUAUUAAUUAUAUUGUCUAGUCCUUACUCAUAUUGA
Messenger RNA from Olea europaea var. sylvestris, 3077 nucleotides. RefSeq names its product beta-adaptin-like protein B. The coding region runs from base 184 to 2865 and encodes 893 amino acids. NCBI's taxonomy places the organism in Eukaryota, Viridiplantae, Streptophyta, Magnoliopsida, Lamiales, Oleaceae. Gene Ontology annotation, molecular function: clathrin binding. The transcript is spliced from 15 exons. Gene Ontology annotation, biological process: intracellular protein transport; vesicle-mediated transport. The record is from RefSeq and is a predicted model, not a curated record. Gene Ontology annotation, cellular component: membrane coat; clathrin adaptor complex.